Molecule: messenger RNA, 2400 nt
Organism: Eruca vesicaria subsp. sativa (arugula)
Lineage: Eukaryota; Viridiplantae; Streptophyta; Magnoliopsida; Brassicales; Brassicaceae
Source: the annotation of a GenBank genome assembly
AAAAACAAUUAAAAUUGAAAAAUAUCUGGAUCUUCAGGUUGUUAUUGGAUCUCCUCUGAUAAGUGUAAAUGGAUUAACAGUAACAAUCCAUGGAGAGGGAUAGGGAGAGGGACGAUUAGUCUUCUAUUUUUGUUCAUUACAACCUUAAAGCCUGUCUUAAAAUAAUUUUUUUUCCUCUUUUUGUCUUACAGAUUUUUUUUGUCUGUCUGGAUUUCGUUUGCCUUCUUCUCUCUCUCUCUCUCGCUCGAUUCAAUUUGGGCGAGUUAGGGUUUAUCACCAGAUCCUUGUCGCUAAAGCUUGUAUCUUUAUAGGGUUUGCAUAGAUCUCUCGUUAACCCAUCUGCAAAAAUGGUUCCAGCUCUUUCAAUGAACUGAAACUAGGGUUUCAUUCAGAAACCGAAUCUGGUUAUCCUUAGCCAAUAAAGUUCGAAACUUUGUGACCUAACGAGCUGAAAUCUCAGCUUUGAUUAGCGAGUUAGCGAAAAGGGUUUAGAUAUGAUCAAACAGAUAUUUGGGAAGCUGCCUAAAAAGCCUUCAAAGUCAUCAAACAAUGACUCCAAUGGCGAAGGAGCUGUUAACUCCUACUACGCCCCAAAUCCAUCAGCUUCUUCUGGCUCUCGCGUACCAAAUGGCACUCUUGCUCCUAACUCUGACAGGAACAUUCAAUCUGGACCCUUUGAGGCCUUACCUAGCUUCAGAGAUGUUCCCAUCUCCGAGAAACCUAAUCUCUUUAUCAAGAAGCUGACCAUGUGCUGCGUUGUCUUCGACUUCACCGACCACUCCAAGAAUCUUAAAGAGAAAGAGAUUAAGAGGCAGACACUCCUCGAGCUAGUUGACUACGUUGCAUCAGUUGCUGUGAAGUUUAACGAAGUUGCAAUCCAAGAGCUGACGAAGAUGGUAGCUGUGAAUUUGUUCAGAACGUUUCCUUCAGCGAAUCACGAGACUAAGAUCCUGGAGAUGCAUGAUAUGGAAGAUGAGGAGCCUUCCUUGGAGCCAGCUUGGCCUCACAUUCAAGUUGUCUACGAGAUUCUUCUCAGGUUCGUGGCUUCUCCCAUGACUGACGCAAAGCUUGCAAAGAGAUAUAUAGACCACUCCUUCGUCUUGAAGCUCUUGGACUUGUUUGAUUCUGAGGAUCAGAGAGAGAGGGAGUAUCUGAAAACCAUUCUGCAUCGCGUUUACGGGAAGUUCAUGGUGCAUCGGCCUUACAUCAGAAAGGCUAUAAACAAUAUCUUCUACAGGUUCAUCUCCGAGACUGAGAAGCAUAACGGCAUUGCAGAGUUGCUGGAGAUUCUUGGAAGUAUAAUUAAUGGUUUUGCUUUGCCUUUAAAAGAAGAGCACAAGCUCUUCCUUGUCAGAGCUUUGAUUCCUCUCCACAAGCCUAAAUGCGCAUCGGUCUAUCACCAGCAGCUUUCUUAUUGCAUUGUUCAGUUUGUGGAGAAAGACUUCAAGCUCGCGGAUUGCAUUAUUAGAGGGCUUUUAAAGUACUGGCCUGUGACUAACAGCUCCAAAGAAGUAAUGUUUCUUGGUGAGUUAGAAGAAGUUUUGGAAGCUACUCAAGCAGCUGAGUUUCAGCGUUGUAUGGUCCCUUUGUUCCGACAAAUUGCUCGUUGUAUCAACAGCUCACAUUUCCAGGUUGCUGAGAGAGCGUUGUUUUUAUGGAACAACGAUCACAUAAGAAACCUGAUCACUCAGAACUAUAAAGUGAUCAUGCCUAUAGUCUUCCCAGCUCUUGAGAGGAACACACGUGGACAUUGGAACCAAGCGGUUAAGACUCUGACUCUAAACGUGAGGAAAGUGUUCUCCGACAUUGACCAUGUUCUCUUUGAUGAGUGUUUAGCUAAAUUCCAAGUGGAAGAAGAGAAUAAAACAGAGGUUAAAGGGAAUCGGGAAAGAACAUGGAAGAGGUUAGAAGAUUUGGCGGCUUUAAAGACCAACGAAGCAGAGCUGGUCCCAAGAUUUGUGUCCUCAGUGAAUCUUGCAAGCAGCUCUGAGUCCUCAGGGUAGGUACUGUGGUUUCUGCUCUGUUAUGUCAGCUUAUACUUUAAUGGUAACGAUAUAGAUUCGGGUUUGAGUUGUUGAAUCGGUUUUCUUGAGGCAACCAAGAAGAUAUUCGAGAGAGAGAGAGAGGAGGGUGAAGUAUCUCAGUUGUCAUCAUUGAAUACUUAACAAGUUAUUUUUGUAUGGGUUUACUUGUUGGUUGCUUGUGAUCAUCUUCUUCUGGGAAUGGGCAAAACAACAUAUAUGUACUGUAAGAAACUACAAGGAUAGUUCUUGAGACACAAAUGUAUAAUUAUUUCGUUUAAUUUAAUCUUUUGGAUCAAAUUCUGUCAGAAUGUAUCUAUUUUUCCUUCUUCACAGUUUCGGAAUAAUUUCUUCUGCAGAUUUUUCCAGCUGGUCAUUU